Molecule: messenger RNA, 883 nt
Organism: Glycine soja
Lineage: Eukaryota; Viridiplantae; Streptophyta; Magnoliopsida; Fabales; Fabaceae
Product: auxin-responsive protein SAUR23-like
Exons: 1
Coding region: 122-505 (127 amino acids)
Biological process (GO): response to auxin
Source: RefSeq, a predicted model, not a curated record
GCCGAUUAUCUUACUCAAAUAUAAUCAUAUAAAUCAUCCCUUCACCUUGCACAAUAGCUAGUUCUUCUACAUAGCUUUCUUCCUAUAUACAUAUUUGUAUCCUUAAUCAUCCUUAAACAACAUGUUGGGGAAAAAGAUGGUAUUAUUCAAGAAACUGGCAAAAAAGGUGAAGGGUGUACGUGGAAUUGACCCUGACCCUUACCCUGCACAUCACGAGUGUUUGCUCAAGGAAUAUGAAGAAGAAUGUGCCAUUAACACACCCCCAACUGGGUUUUUUGCACUUUAUGUUGGGGAAGAGCGUCAAAGAUACGUGGUUCCGACACGCUACCUUUCUCACCCGUUAUUCAAGAUGCUGUUGGAGAAGGCUUACAAUGAGUUUGGAUUUUCGCAAAGGAAUGGCCUUGUAGUUCCAUGCAGUGUUUCCACAUUUCAGGAGGUGGUGAAUGCUAUAGAAUGCAACAACGACAAGUUUGACUUAGGAAAGAUUUUUGCAGAAUUUGUUUGAUGCGCAUAAAACACAAGAUAUUUCAUUUUUUGCUAUAGUCUGAUAACUAUAGCGUCUUUGGUGGGUUUUUUUUUUCUAGCUAUAAUGUAUCCCACACACAUGUAGUGCACGACACUCCAGAUAGGUAGCUUUUAACUUCAAAUGAAGUUAUUAUAGCAAGCAGAUUCAAUUAGAAUAGAUCUGACCUAUAAAGUAGCGAUUUAGUGAACUUUCAGCAUUUGUUUAUCUUUAUAGAGUUUGCCUUUAACUAGCUUCCAUUAUGUGGUCAUCCAAGAGUUGAGGCUUGCAGAGACAGAAACCUUCGCUUGUGUAUGAUUUUAUUUGUUUCUUCGUUGAAAAUUGCGUUGUAUUUAUAUCUUGCUUUUAUGAUUCUGGGGA